AUGACGAGCGCUUCCCAGCGCAUGCGAAAGUCCAGCGCGCCUACCAGAGGUCUGUCUUCGCACCAACCCGCCAUCUCAUCCAGAGAUCCACACCAAUUGGUCGCACACCUGAGUGGUCUGCACUCGAGCAAGGGAGUGAAGGCUAGCAACCGAUUGAGCGGCCGUCCCUCUUCGUCAGCUGGAGAGGCUUCAUCGCUCGUGCAAUCGCGCCCCGUCACAAAGUCAGAGCAAGACGAGCACGAGUUCGCAGGAUGGACUAGAGAAGAUGCCAUCGAGCGCUUGACUGACUCUGCAGAAGACCGAGACGUUCGGGAGGACAUCAUUGCGGGCGAUGCGCAAGUUCAGCAACAGGCGAGCCCGUCUACCUCGUCGAGCAUCUCCAGAUCAAUGUCCUUCAGGAGAUGGGGCGGAGGCGGCGAAGCUCAGUCCGCGCAGCCUGCCAAGCAUGCUGCAAAAUCCUCGUCCGCGUCGGGAGGCCUUUCAAGGUUUUUCUCGAAGCGCAAGCCAGCACAAGACGCCGAGCAGCUCGUCAGCGUGAGUGCGAGGAGUGCCGCGUGCUUGGCAGAUCAUGCAACGCUGACCACCACUCACAUUUGGCCUCUUGCGUUGCAGCGCAAAACCUCUGCAGCACAUAUGAGCGCGGCACAGUCAGGGCGCAGGGCCUCCAACCCCUCUGGGCCGGUCGAGAACGACGCAUCAGUGCGAACCUUUGAGUUCCCACCCCGAAGCUCGAUCGCCUCCGCAAAGGGGUUGCAGGAGCCAGGAGCCGCGCAGGCUGGCCCCUCGGUCGAAGGAAAGCGCUCCACGCAAGGCUCUCAUGGCCCCAGCAAAUCUGUCCCUGUGGUAGAUGUCGCUGCUCUCCAGCAAACAGCGCUCAAAUCUGAUCCUGAUUUGCGAUCCACCGCUUCUGGCCCUUCGCAGCCGCGCCAACGUCCAUCUAAAACGAGCUCAGUUGGCUCGGUCCAGGAGCGAAGGAGGCGCACGAGCCUGGCCGGAAGGUUCGGAUCGCUCUUCAUCGCUUCGAAUGCCGAUGCACCGCCCUCUACUGCUCAGAUGGCUUCGAACGACACCCCUCAUUCAGCGCCCACUCAUCAGCAAGCGCACAGCGCUAGCUCCAUUCGCACUGCGUUCCCUGCGCGUUUGCGGAGCUUGAGCUUCGCCAGGCGAACAGGCACCACAUCAAAUCCCACCAGCCCAGGCAGAAUGUCCUUUUUCGGCUUUGGGGAUCUAGCAGCGAACGCGGGCACCUCGGAUGAUGGCACUCGCUCUGACGCUGCAAGCCACCGCCGAAAAUUGAGUCUGCGCUUGAGAGCUCCUCAUUUGCGUGCCCAAGAGGAGCGAAUGCCUCUUACGCCGGAAAUCGACUCUUGGCGUGUACCUCAGCGCAGAGCGAGCGACGAAGAAAAAGAGGAAUUGUCGUACGAAGAAGCCAUUCGUGUGCAACGGACAUCGCAGGAGGGUGUGCCUGCAGCAAGAAGCAGCUCGAUCGACGGCUGGGUCGAAGCUCCCGACGAUCAUGAGGCUCACAAGCGCGCUCCUCUGCCGCGAGGUCGGUCUCUGGACUCCGCCAGGCUUUUGCGGGACAGGCCGACUCUCCCGCGCUCAUCAUCGCAUGAAACGCAAGCCGGCCCGCAAACCGCAGGCUCGUCUCCGUCCAACAAACGCAGAGCGCCCCCACGCUUCCUGGAGACUCCCGAUCUUGCUGGACCUCUCGACCCACGCGCUUUGAUGAGACAGGCAGGGGUCUCUCCGCUUUCGAGCCCGAACAUUUCCGUACCUGGCAGUCGCAGAACCAGCGAAGGGGCCGCAAAGGGUCAGACGAUACCAGAUGAGGCUUCAUCUACUGCCCUCCUCAGUGAUCAGAUUCCCCUGCAAGCAGACACACAGGCUACGCCUCGUGCGUCUUGGCAAGCUCUGCAAGACGUGACGCCACGAAGACGCCAAGGUGCCGAUCAAAUGUUUGAUGGGCUCGGACUCACUUUCGACGAAAGGUACGACAGAGUUGCAGCGCGCGAGGCGGCGUCCGCGAAUGCGAAGUCGUCUCUUGAGGGUCAUUCUGGCGGCGCCGACUCUCUGCGCCGCGGCCGAGCAUUCGUUGCCGACUUGUCAGCAUGGAAGUGGGAAGGAACAAGGAGCGAAAUCGAUGGCUCCGAUGGCAGAAACACUCCGGGAACGAUCGACUCGCGGCGACGGCCCGACGCGCCGACACCACAUCAAUGGGCAGCUGAACGCAGCAAUGGCUCGGCCAGGACCGAUAUGCGGCCCUACAGCCUCAUCAGCACAGACACUGACGGGGGCGACACGCCAAUCAUGAAACUUCGACGUUUGGUGGUAGACACCGAAACCGAGGGCGAGGAGGCCAGCCUGUUCUUUCGACCACCAGGCACAAGGUCAAACAGUGCUCCGUCGAGCACACGGGAUGUACAGAGUCCUCGGUCUAGUCCGGAUAGGGAGUCACGUACCAGUACUCCGCCGGUUCCCGAGCUGACGCCAGCGCAAGCGCACGCGGCCAACAUUCGGCGCAUGCACAUGCAACAAGGCUUAGAAGAGGAUGCGAGGACAUCUCCCGUCGACGAACUUGCAGAGCUGCGUUCCGGCAAUGUCGAUCAUGGCAGACUUGCUCGUCAUAAACGCACUUCAACGACUCUAUCGGCUGGUGGUCGAUCCAAGCGUGCAAGCACACAAGAGAGCGAUGCAGGCGCGACGGACACGUCGGCGCUCGAUGCGCAGGUCUCGCAGGCGCGACGGAUGGCAGCUGUACCUCUUGGACGAGCCAAGGUUGCGGAAUGGGCCGGCAAUGCUGCUAGCUCGGGCAGCGCAGUGCCUCGAGUCUGGCAGGCACCGCAGCUGGAGGCGUGUCGAACUACAGCUAGAGAUGGUGCUACCGCCCCCACGCCUGGUGGAUCGCCAAGCACCACUGCGCAGAGUCCAGAGGCACCCUCCCAAGUGAUAUUGGGUCCUACCCAGAGUCCCUCUUCACGCUCGCCAAUUCAGCCGAGCGGGCAGGUGCAACGAUCUGCGCCGACACAGGUAACGUUGGACGAGGCUGCAAGGCUGGGUAAGGCGCCCUCCAAACGCGUACGACGGUCGCGUUCGCAGCCCAUGUCUAGCAGCGUGUACGUGCCCAAGACGCCUACGCGCGGGCCUGCUGCUCUGUCGGGCCUUCCGACGAGCAAUGCUCUGCCGUCUUUGCCUGCGCUGCCACCUGCGCCGACUUCAAGAAUAAGUGGCAAGCGCAACACUUCCAAAGGUCGCAGGCACGGCAUGGCUUCCCAAACAAGUAGCGCCAAUCAAGAUGAACGUGCCCUGGAGACUGCCCGCACUCUUCGCCCCUCCCAGAGCGGCAACUUGCGUGAGGGCACUUUUACUUUCCGAGCAGAGAUCCCCUCUCAGGAGAAGAAUCCGCCAGCGACACUAUUGCGCUCGGACACUCUGCGAAAGUCUGCUAGCGCUGGCCCCCUAAGCGACUGUGGCAGCCACGACAGCAAAGGCGCAGCUGACGCCCACGACACAGCAUCCACUCGCGCGACGCUCGAGUCGCCGACGAAGUCCCGCCGUGGUGGUGGUGAUGGUGGCUCGCGCUUGGAGAAGCGGUCUGAAAGGACUUCUCGGCGAGAAGAAGGGCACGACCGGUCGCGCAGUAAAGGUUCAUUGAGGAGAGGAAAGUCGUUCGCCACGAGCGAAGAAGCCGCGCAAGCCAUGCGCCAAGAACAGGCCGAUCGCGAGAAAAGGCAUCGCGAAAAGGAGCAGAAACGCGAAGAGCGGCGGCGUCAGGAUCACGCCAAGCGUAAACAGAAUGAUCCUCUGUUAGCCACUCGUCUGGCUCUUAUGGGUCUGGCAGGCCCAAUGCCCGUAGGCGAGGGCUCGGAGGCCGCUGAUGAUGUCGCUUCCGCGGCCACUGUCGCUCAUGACAGCCCCGAGCGGAUGGUGACGCCUCUUGGGUGGGACCUGCGGCGAGAGCCAUUGAGGCCGAUCACCGUCUCGUCGCCACCUGCGAGCAAUGAAGAGGUCUUGAUCGCUGAGGCGCCUUCUCUCCGGGGAGAGUUGCGCCAGACGAGUCGGAGCACGCCUUACAGUGAGAGCAUACUAGCCUCCACGGUGGACUCGAGAAGAUCUUUCAAGACGGCAGAAGAAUAUGUUCGCCGGUCAGUUGAUGGAGACAGCUCCGAUAGCGAGGCGGAGACGCUUCACCAGCGAUCUGCGAUUGCCGAAAACUCGUCUCGCCCGGUGCGAGAUCGUGCAGAGCGCGUGCCCACCUUGGUGAGCCCGCCACCAGCCAGGCCCGUCUCUUCUGCGACAAUGGCCACCGUCACGUCGACGGGUACCUCAUUCGCCUUGCUCGAUUUCCCCAAACCGCCUUCACGACAAGCUUACGCAGAGGUAUCAGACGACGGGACAGUGUUGUCCUUGGCACACUUGAGCAGCUCAAGAGCCAUCAUGAACGUCGCUGCAGGCGCGGCUCGCGCACACGAAAAUGCGCACCCCGAGCGCGAGCAGGGGCUUCCAUCGACGUCGCCUGCAUAUCCAAAGGGCAGAUUGCUUGACCUGCAUGGGCAUGCGAGACCUGUCAGCGGCAGACUGGGCGACUCACCGAGAGGUCAAGUACCGGAGCUCGUCUCUCUUGGUCUUCCUAGUCCUGCUUUGCGUUCACAGCACGCCAGCAUCAUUUCACAGAAUGCGCCGCCGCCAUAG
Messenger RNA from Ceraceosorus bombacis, 4692 nucleotides. Lineage: Eukaryota; Fungi; Basidiomycota; Exobasidiomycetes; Ceraceosorales; Ceraceosoraceae. The record is from the annotation of a GenBank genome assembly.